UAAACAAAUGGCACAAUUUGAUUUAGAUUUUAUUUUAAUUCGAUUGUAUUUUUGUAGAUAGCCAGGGGCUCCAACACUCAGACAUAAUACAUAGUACAAGGUACCCCCAAAAACUACUUCAGUCGUAUUUUAAAGUAUUUUUACUACAUGUUCACCAUUGUGCACACCUGGGUAAAGUGACAAUGCAUUGAUAAUAAACAGCGAGUAGCAGCAGCGUAGAAAAAGUUUGGGGGUAGAAGCUGUUAAGGAGCCUUUUGGACCUAGACCUGGCACUCCGGUACCGCUUGCCGUGCGAAAGCAGAGAGAACAGUCUACGACUUGGGUGGCUGGAGUCUUUGGCAAUUGCCUCUGAUUAAGAGGUGUCUGCAUCACAUCCUACUGCAGCAAAAGGACAUCGGCUAGCUGGCCAAUGAAGUGGAUCUAUUACACGAACAAGGAUCCUUUCAGUAGGCUACAACAACAUGAGAAAUUCCCUGCAGCUCUCUGUCUCUGAAGAGGAGGUUCUCCCUGAGCAGCAGCACUGUGAGCAGGAGUGGAGCCCCAGUCUGGGGCAGGAGAACCCAGAACUUCCACAGAUUAAAGAGGAACAGGUGGAACUCAGGACCAGUCAGGAGGAAGAGCAGCUUCAAGGGCUGGAGGCUGAUAUCAUAGAGUUCAAAUUCAUUCCUUCCUGUGUGAAAAGUGAAUGUGAUCAGGAGGACCCACUUCAGUCCUUGACUCUUCCCCAAACCCAGAAUGUGGAGAACAGAGAGCGUGACCCUAAACAAGUGGAACUCACACCUUUUGUUACUGUGACCCACCUUAAGGGCCUCUACAUUCCCUGUGACCCUCAAGAUAAUCAAAACAAUCUACCCAGCCAAAGCUCAACCUUAAGCAGCGACCCAACGGCACUUGACAGCAGCCCAUCGUUGGAUCCCAACCCACCAUUGGAUUCCAGUCCGUCAUUGGAUUCCAGUCCGUCAUUGGAUCCAAACCAGUCAAUGGUGGAACACUGUUUCAAACCCAGCACCAUGUCUAGAAAAACUCACCGCUGCCAUGACUGUGGCGAAAUGUUUGCAAUGAAAGCUGACCUGCAGAGGCAUGUGACUCUAUUUAAGAAGAGGCCCAGUGAAUGUCGCUUCUGCAAAAGAAACUACAACUCCACCUGUAAACUAAAGGCCCAUAUCCGACUCUGUCACAGUGGGAAACCCUACACCUGCCCUGUUUGUGGCAAAGACCUUCAAACUCAAAGGGAAUCUGUCCAAGCACAUGAGGAUUCACACAGGAGUGGGAGAGAAACAAUUUAUCUGUGGAGACUGUGGGAAAAGCUUCUAUCAGAAGGGGGACUUAAGUAG
Molecule: messenger RNA, 1334 nt
Organism: Oncorhynchus kisutch (coho salmon)
Lineage: Eukaryota; Metazoa; Chordata; Actinopteri; Salmoniformes; Salmonidae
Product: zinc finger protein with KRAB and SCAN domains 5-like
Exons: 2
Coding region: 462-1334 (290 amino acids)
Biological process (GO): regulation of transcription by RNA polymerase II
Cellular component (GO): nucleus
Molecular function (GO): DNA-binding transcription factor activity, RNA polymerase II-specific; sequence-specific DNA binding
Source: RefSeq, a predicted model, not a curated record